Molecule: messenger RNA, 2790 nt
Organism: Musa acuminata subsp. malaccensis (wild Malaysian banana)
Lineage: Eukaryota; Viridiplantae; Streptophyta; Magnoliopsida; Zingiberales; Musaceae
Product: acetylornithine aminotransferase, mitochondrial
Biological process (GO): arginine metabolic process
Cellular component (GO): chloroplast stroma
Molecular function (GO): transaminase activity; pyridoxal phosphate binding; identical protein binding
Source: RefSeq, a predicted model, not a curated record
CUGGCUUCAUGCACCCGAGUGGUGGGUUGUGCAGGGUGGAGAAGCAGGGCACGUGCAUGGCUUGCACGUCUUCUUCUUCCACCAACGAAGGCUGUGCCUGUUCUUCAUGUGCCCAUCUUCUCCACCAUGCACAGCCAAUCUUAUUUCACCGCAAGCGCAAGAUGGAUGACUUCCAGGUCGACGUCGCAGUUGCGUCCAUUUGCUCGAAGAUUGACCAAAGAGCAAAGAGGUUCAUGAUUCGUAUGCAGGAUCCACAGCCUGCUCCUUCUCUGAUGCAUACGUUACAGGCGAGAAGAGAGAGAGAAAGAGAGGACAUGGGCAUUUCCUGUGAGUACAAAGAAGGAUAACGAGUACACUUUCGAUUCUCAUCAGUUUCUGUGAAUUCUGUGCAGGUUUAGAGGAAGAUGACUCCAUUUGCCUCAGAAUCUUCUGACAUGCUAAUUGCGAGUACUCUUCAAGAUAUCGAGUAUGAGGUGUGGCAGUAGGAAAUAUCAGUAUUUCUUGUAGAUCACAUACCAAUACUUCACAAUAGCAGGUUUAGAGGAAGAUGACUCCAUUUGCCUUCACCUGUCUGCCUAAUUAUAUGUGCCUUUCGGCCGAAGGCGCUACAAACUGUAACGGGAAGGAGGCGCUCGCGAUAUCCUUCUCGAUAGGCAUUAUAACGUUUAUUGGGACGCAUAACGUGUCGUUUAUAACGGGUCAUCGGUUGCUACAGCGACGCUGCUGGGUUGGUAACGGUUUAUGCACGGGUUUAGACCCAUUCGCCUUAGAACCCUAAUCUCUCGGUGAACAGAACGCCGGUUUACUAGAUUAGUUGCUCUCGCUGUUGCCAGUCUGUAGCUCUCGGUUGGGGUUCGCUUCCCCUUGCUUCGGUUCCGAUCAACGUGGCGUCCGAUCUCCCACCUUUCAUCUUCUGAUCCGAGAUCGUCAAAGAAACCUUCUUUGUUUCGGGAAGAAUGUCGAAUUCUCUUCAAACGAUACACAUCUCUCACAUUUCUCCACCGGCCGAUCUCCCUCGGCUUUUUAAGUUGGGUAAAGGACGGAAAAUCUCAUUAGGAGCAGUAAUUCCAAAGAUUUCCUCAUGUCUGGUGACGGACCCACGGCAGGGGUCAGCUUCCGCGAAGCCGGUGACGAGGGAGAGCAAGGAAGUGAUGGAGACGGAAAGGAAUGUGCUCGUGGGAACCUAUGCUCGAGCUCCGGUGGUGAUCAAGAGUGGCAAGGGAUGCAAGCUCUACGAUGUGGACGGGAAGGAGUACCUGGACAUGACGGCCGGGAUCGCGGUGAACUCCCUCGGGCAUGGCGAUCCCGAUUGGGUGAAUGCUGUGGUCGAGCAGGCCAGCACUCUUACCCAUGUCAGUAACGUCUACUACUCAAUACCUCAGGUGACUCUUGGAAAGCGCCUUGUAGAGUGUUCAUUUGCAGACCGUGUUUUCUUUACAAAUUCUGGAACAGAAGCAAAUGAAGCAGCUAUAAAGUUUGCUAGGAAGUUCCAAAGAUUUUCACAUGCUGAUGAGAAGCUUCUUGCUACUGAGUUUAUUGCUUUCACUAAUAGUUUUCAUGGGAGGACGAUGGGUGCUCUUGCCCUCACAAGUAAAGAACACUACAGGUCACCCUUUGAACCUGUCAUGCCUGGGGUUACGUUCAUAGAAUAUGGGAAUAGUGAAGAAGCCAUAGAAGCAAUUCAACCUGGCAAAACUGCAGCAGUUUUUGUGGAACCUAUUCAGGGUGAAGGUGGAAUAUAUAGUGCCACAAAGGACUUCCUGCAGGCGCUUCGCACUGCCUGUGACAAUGCCGGUGCUCUUUUGGUAUAUGACGAGGUCCAGUGUGGGUUGGGCCGAACAGGUCAUCUCUGGGCCCAUGAGGCUUUUGGUGUGGCUCCUGAUAUGAUGACCCUUGCUAAACCCCUCGCCGGUGGUCUCCCAAUUGGUGUCGUCCUCACCACUGAAAGGGUUGCUGCGGCCAUAAGCUCUGGGGACCAUGGGAGCACAUUUGCUGGUGGACCUCUUGUUUGUCAUGCUGCCCUUGCAGUACUGGAUAAAAUUCAGAACUCCAUUUUCUUGGCCAGUGUAACCAGAAAAGGACUCUAUUUGAAAGAUCUACUCCUUAAUAAACUGGGAGGGAACCCACACGUGAAAGAAGUACGUGGAUUUGGGCUCAUCGUGGGAAUUGAGCUGGAUGUCCAAGCUUCUCCCCUUGUUAAUGCAUGUCGAGAUGCUGGCCUUUUGGUGCUGACGGCUGGAAAAGGGAAUGUCGUUAGGCUGGUACCUCCGCUAAUCAUAUCUGAGACGGAGCUGGAACAGGCCGCUGAAGUUCUGAGCGCAUGCUUGCCUGCUCUCAAUGCUCAUGCUUCUAGUUAAGGUACAAGCUUCAGUUUUUAAGGUAUGGUUCAUGUGAAGACAUGUUACCUGGACAUGGUGUGAACCGUUGGCACUCUAGGUUAUAAGAUUCUAAGUCGUCCUAAUCGGCACAAUGCGCCUUAACGGAAGGUAAACCAGCAACAUGUCUGCCGAUUUCGAUUCGCUGCUUUUUAACAGUGGAACAACCGAUAUUUUGCAACUGGUUGAGUUCACUAACAUGAAGGUUUAUAGUACGUGUUUGAGCUGAAAGAUAUUUAUAUAUAUGAGCAAUCAUGUUGCAAAAUUAUAGCUUCAAGAUCAUGUCUGCUGAGUUGGAAAGAUGGCUAAUGAGUUUGUGUGUAUGUAAAUGCCAUGUCUCACAGCAUAAAUAUGCACAAACGAUGUUAUUUCUCUGGUAUGUUGAUGAAUGUUGAAGUGUUUGACUUGAUUCCAA